Messenger RNA from Leptidea sinapis, 5040 nucleotides. RefSeq lists its product as uncharacterized. The transcript is spliced from 12 exons. The record is from RefSeq and is a predicted model, not a curated record. Lineage: Eukaryota; Metazoa; Arthropoda; Insecta; Lepidoptera; Pieridae. Bases 202 to 2688 code for a protein of 828 amino acids. Gene Ontology annotation, biological process: trehalose biosynthetic process. Gene Ontology annotation, molecular function: catalytic activity. Gene Ontology annotation, cellular component: alpha,alpha-trehalose-phosphate synthase complex (UDP-forming); cytosol.
AGUUCGCCUUCGAUCUUCUUCGAUGAUGUUUAAGUCAUAGUUGAAAAUAAUUAUAAAUAUUCUUUAUACACAGGCCCUUGCGAGCGAUGACACAUAAAACAAACGUAAAUUAAACGCGACGUUUCAAAUUUCCCGCUCUUUCUCGCGCAUGCGUGUGGUUUGUGCUGUGAUUGGCUGUGCGACGAUACCUUCGAAAAAAUCAUGAGUGAAUUCAGUGUCAGUCGAUCUGCGUGCAAUAGCAAAGGUAGCAUGAUUGUUGUAUCGAACCGGUUGCCGUUUGUUUUGAAAAGAAAUGAGAAAACCGGCGAAUUGGAGCGGAAGGCCAGUGCUGGUGGACUGGUGACCGCAGUAGCGCCGGUUGUCAUCAGGGGCAGUGGAAUCUGGGUCGGAUGGCCCGGCAUCCACCUCGACAAUCCUAAUGAAAAAAUACCUGAGUCAGAUCCUUUGGAUAAAACACCAACAGCUGGACUUCGAUCAAAUAAGAUCGUUGCCAUCCACUCAGAUCCGAAGCUAUUCGACAGCUACUACAAUGGCUGCUGUAACGGCACAUUCUGGCCUCUGUUCCACUCCAUGCCAGACCGGGCCACCUUCAACGCCGACCACUGGCGCGCCUAUAUGAAGAUCAAUGAAAUAUUUGCGGAGAAGGCCGUGUAUGCCCUCAAACUACUCAAUGAGAAUAAGGAGGAUAAGGAGAAGAAUGGAAACUCGCCGCCCAUUGUCUGGGUUCACGACUACCAUCUUAUGCUGGCAGCUAAUUGGAUCAGACAGCGCGCUGAAGAAGACGGUAUAAAAUGCAAAUUGGCGUUUUUCCUUCACAUCCCCUUUCCUCCAUGGGAUAUCUUCAGACUCCUGCCCUGGUCUGAUGAAGUUCUUCAAGGUAUUUUAGGAUGCGACAUGGUUGGUUUCCACAUAACCGAUUAUUGCCUAAAUUUCAUUGACUGCUGUCAACGAAAUCUGGGAUGCCGUGUGGACAGAAAAAAUCUUCUUGUAGAACUAGGUGGUCGUACCAUCUGCAUCAGACCACUCCCUAUAGGAGUACCAUUUGAUAGAUUCGUAACUUUAGCACAAAACGCAAAACCAGUACUUUCAACCAUUCAAAAAGUAAUUUUGGGCGUUGAUAGAUUAGAUUAUACCAAAGGUCUGGUGCACAGAUUGAAAGCCUUCGAAAGAUUGCUCGAAAAACAUCCUGAACAUAUCGAGAAGGUUGUGUUACUCCAAAUAUCUGUGCCGUCAAGGACCGACGUUAAGGAAUACCAGGAUUUGAAGGAAGAAAUGGAUCAGUACGUUGGAAGGAUCAAUGGGAGAUUCACAACACCAAAUUGGUCUCCUAUAAGAUAUAUUUACGGCUGCGUCGGGCAAGAUGAGCUCGCAGCUUUUUACCGAGACGCAGCCGUGGCGUUGGUUACGCCUCUACGCGACGGAAUGAACUUAGUGGCGAAAGAAUUUGUCGCCUGCCAAAUAAACAAACCUCCGGGAGUGUUGAUCCUGUCGCCGUUCGCCGGUGCUGGAGAGAUGAUGCACGAGGCUUUGAUCUGCAACCCAUAUGAACUGGAUGAUGCUGCCGAAGUUAUCCACAGAGCGCUUAUAAUGCCCGAGGACGAAAGGACUGUGCGUAUGAACCACCUGAGACGACGUGAACAGCUAAAUGACGUCGACAGUUGGAUGAAGGCGUUCCUCAAAGCGAUGGACUCCCUGGAGGAGGAAACUGAUGAUAUUGGAGCGACAUCCAUGCAGCCUGUCACCAUAGAUGACUUUGAUGAAUAUUUGUCCAAAUACAUAGGCUAUACACAGAAAUUGGCUCUCCUGUUGGACUAUGACGGGACUCUGGCUCCUAUAGCGCCGCACCCAGACCUGGCUACUCUUCCACUUGAAACAAAGCACACCCUUCAACGUCUUUCUAAUAUGUCCGACGUUUACAUUGCAAUCAUAUCUGGGAGAAACGUCAAUAACGUCAAGGAAAUGGUUGGCAUUGAAGGCAUCACAUAUGCUGGGAACCAUGGCCUGGAGAUUCUUCACCCCGAUGGAAGUAAAUUUGUUCAUCCCAUGCCCAUGGAACUGCAGGAUAAAGUAGUCGAAUUACUGAAGGCAUUGCAAGAGCAGGUAUGUAGGGACGGCGCGUGGGUUGAAAACAAAGGCGCUCUUCUGACUUUCCACUACCGUGAGACGCCGAUAUCAAAGCGCGCUGAUCUGGCGGAGACCGCGCGGCGCCUGAUCAAGGAAGCUGGCUUCACUCCCGCGCCUGCGCACUGCGCCAUCGAGGCCAAACCACCCGUGCAGUGGAACAAAGGUCGCGCAUCUAUUUACAUCUUGAGAACGGCGUUCGGUCUGGACUGGAGCGAAAGGAUCAAAAUUAUAUACGCAGGAGAUGACAACACAGACGAAGAUGCUAUGCUGGCUUUGAAGGGAAUGGCGGCAACAUUCCGCAUCGCAUCAUCCAACAUCACGAAGACAUCGGCGGAGCGUCGUCUGUCCUCAACCGACUCGGUCCUGGCCAUGCUCAAGUGGGUAGAACGACAUUUCUCCAGACGCAAGCCGAGAGCUAACUCUCUCACUUACAAGAGCGCAAGAAUGGCUAGAGACACCAUACAGAUGCACGUCUCUUAUCAGCUCCCGGCGAUGGCGAAGAACACACCCCCGCGAACUCCGGAAGUAUCCUCUGAUAAAUCUAGCGGAACUGAGUCCAGCUAAAUGCACAAGAAUCCAUACCCUGUAGUUUAUUAUCACUUCUCAUCAUUAUUGAGACGACAAUCACACUAGAUAUAUUUCUAAGCGUCCUAUCUUUGAUAAAAAAAGUAGAAAAACUUUGAUACAAUAAAAUAAAAAUUGAUUUAUUACUUGUCAAGAAAUAGACAAAGGUAUCAACAUAACAUUAUUACGAAUACAAUUUAAUUUAUACGGAGUUACCUAUCCAUCCUAAUAUUGGAGUUGUAAUCUUAUAGUUCAUUAAUUUCAUUCACCAAGAGACAACAUGUGUUUCUUUCAUUGUGGUUAAAACAAACCUCAUAUCAUGAAUCCAUUUUUUAAGCCAAUAUUUUGAUACACGAAAUAUUGAAAUUUUUGAUUAUAUGAUGAAUAUGGAACUUUUUUAAUCUUUACACUAUACCAAAUCAUACCUAUUUAAGUAACUGAUUCAUAUAUAGAGACAUAUAACGCUCAAAUUGUGACUGUACUUGUACUACUAAAUUACAAUAUUAUGUAAAUAUAAUACAAGGUACCUAUUUAUAACCAAUUAUAAUAUUUUUAAACAAGCCACUAAUUAGUUACCAUUUUUAGCUAAACAUUCUAUGGUUGUGUGUUCAAAUUAAGUCUGCAAAUUACCGAUUACAUAUCCAUUUCUUUUUAUAAAUUUCUGUGUUACCCCUGCCCGUUGGAAGAGGGACGGAACCUUGUCAUAUUAACGUCUGACGUCAUCAAGAAAGUGGUACUUUUGAUUGGUAAUUUUUGAAGUGUCUGUCUGAAACGUUGUGUAACUACGUCACUAACAUGGCGGCGUCAGUCAAAGGUCAAAGCGCGGGGAUUAGGCUAUAUUUCCUUUUUUACAUUCGUGAAAACAUAGAAACUCAAAAGAUAAAAGUAAAUAAUAUUUCUGCACAUAACGGCGACUCCACACGCCCCAAAUAUCAAUCACAUAACGUCUGCACGCAAUACAAAUUUAAACAAGCGUGUGGAUAAUCUCCAACAUUUUAGUCGGACAACUUUUGGUUUGUGCAUAAAACCAACAACAUUGCUGAUUACUAGAGAACAUGAAAAGUCAAUCACCCACCCAUACAUUCUUGCUUGAUUUUUGUGUGUACUGUUUAGACGAAGUUGGCCAAGCGUGUGAAGACGGCUUAAGUUUUUGUUUUUUACUGUUACCUGGAUGAACUGCAUACAAUUCCACUCGUUUUCAACAUACAAACCACGCAAAUUGGUACAUUUAUGUUAGUAGCUUUAGUAUGUGUAUCUACUCAUACAUAAUAUAUGCCUUCAUUUUUGGUGUAUCUACGUAAUGUUAAAAAUACUUUGUAAGGGAUUACAUAAUUAAUGGUUUAAAAAGUAUGUAGUGAUUAUAGAAUUAAAUAAGAGUACUGUUAUAUGUCAAUCUCUUUGAGUUCCUAAGUGCAUUAAUGCUAAAUUGAGUGUUGUGCACAAUAUCUUGUUAAUGUAUUUGUCUUUAACAUUUUAUAUCUUUUUGUGGGUUAAACUUGGGUACUGUCUAUUCUUAUGGCAACACCAUUUCAUCAAAUAAUUAUUUAUUUGCUCACGCUCAUAUAACUGAAUGCGGUCAGUUGGAAUCUGUAACUAUUUACUAUACGGAUAUGUAAUUAUCCAAGAAUCACGUAAAGUCUCAAAAAAUCUCUAGUCAAACACACGGAUGAGUAAAAAAAUAAGGACAACGUGUCACCUUACAUAGCAGUGAGGUACCAAAACAAGCCUGUAAACGUGUAAAUACAUAGCCCCACGCACACACUUACACUAAUAUAAGCCGAUCAGCCGCCAUUAUGAGAUUUGCCAUCGUCUGUGACAGAUCAGUUUGCGUCGCAUUAAAAUAUUUUAAAAAUGUAAAAACAUUACUAUAAAAGUAUUUGUGGAUAUAUAAUUAUUAAAAGGUGAAAAAAUUAUGUAACUGGUAUACCCCGUAACCGCACACACACUAGCAUAAAGGUGCUUCACUUGCUAAUAUCACGGCGCGGAGUCCUUCUUUUUUUACUAGUCCGUUGUCAAACAUGACAUAUUGUAACUUCUAGAGAAUGUUGAACUGUGCCAGUCAAAAUCAUUGAAUAACUAUUUCACAGGCCAUUAAAAACCACAGAGUAAAUAUAUUCAUCUAGAACUUGAACUUCAAAAACUGUUCAAAUGACAAUUUGAAAUAUAUAACCUACUCACUUAAUCGGCUUUUUAUAUUAUGUAUAUAAUGAUUUAAGAGUGUUUAAAAUUACCUAGUCUAGCCAUAUUAGGGAUUAUUGUACUGAAUGUCUCGAAUUGUAGUAAAUUAUGUAUUUUUAGAGCAAUGUAUGUUUGUAAUUUUAAAUUAAAGAAAAUGCUUCAAUGGACAACAAA